AAAAUAACAUACUGGCUUUGACAUGUAGUUUUUUAUGAAUCGUUGAUGCACACUAUUUUUAAAGUACUGUGUCGUUUAAAAAUCCGCACAACGUAUUUUAUAAGAAUUAAAUUCAUACAUAAUUUUAAAAGAUGGUUAAGUUAACUACAGAACUUAUUAUGAAUUCCUAUCAGUUCAUUAAUCCGGUCAAGGAUAGAGAAUUAGAUUUACGAGGUUAUAAGAUUCCAUUAAUUGAAAAUAUGGGAGCUACACUCGAUCAAUUUGAUACUAUAGACUUUUCUGAUAAUGAUAUUAGAAAAAUUGACGGGUUUGCUUAUCUAAGAAGAUUGAAAAACUUAAUAUUUAAUAACAAUUCAAUUGUUCGAAUUGCUGAUAAUCUUGAGCAAUGUUUGCCAAAUUUAGAAUCAUUAAUUCUUACUGGCAAUCAAAUUCAAGAGCUUGGAGAUUUAGAUCCACUGGCAACACUACCUAAAUUAAAGAUGUUAAGUUUAUUACAUAACCCAGUCACGUCAAAAGAGCAUUACCGACUUUAUGUUGCACAUAAAAUACCUCAAGUGAGAAUACUAGACUUCAGGAAAGUGAAAUUAAAGGAAUAUGAAGCAGCCAAAACACUAUUCAAAGGAAAAGAAGGAAAAGAAUUAAAAAAAAAAUUAGUGAAAAAAUCAAAUCAAUUUGUCCCUGGUGAAGGAUUACUCGAGGGCAGGAAAACUAAUGGACAUUCUAAGGAAGAUAUGUGGAUGAUUAGAAAAGCAAUAGCUGAAGCAACAUCAUUAGAAGAAGUUGAACAUUUAACUAAGUUAUUGCAGGCUGGACAAAUACCUAACAAAGAUCCCAAAAAUAAGUCCAAGAAACAGAAUGGUGAUGAAGAAAAUGUUGAAGAGUUUGAUGAUGAUGAUGAUGAAAAUGAACCAACAUCAAUGGAACAUUAAUAUAUUUAUUAUUUAAAGGUUUUGCCUUUAAAUAAUUUUAUAAUAUAUAUAUAUAUAAAUAUUUUUUUAAAUAAGCAUCAGUUUAUUAAAUGAUAAGAACAGAUAUAUAUUA
This is a messenger RNA of Daktulosphaira vitifoliae (grape phylloxera), 1041 nucleotides long. RefSeq names its product U2 small nuclear ribonucleoprotein A' (gene U2A). The record is from RefSeq and is a predicted model, not a curated record. Bases 132 to 929 code for a protein of 265 amino acids. Gene Ontology annotation, cellular component: U2 snRNP. Gene Ontology annotation, biological process: mRNA splicing, via spliceosome. Gene Ontology annotation, molecular function: U2 snRNA binding; protein binding. NCBI's taxonomy places the organism in Eukaryota, Metazoa, Arthropoda, Insecta, Hemiptera, Phylloxeridae. The transcript has 6 exons.